CGGGAGUAUUCGCUCGAAUCAGAAAUACCGCGAAGCCCACCAAUCGUGGACCUUAAUAUAAUCCUUACAAAUAUAAACGAACAAAACCAUGGAGGUACAUGUGGGAUGGCCAAAGCUGCUGAAGAUGGGAGCCCAGUUGGUGGGCCACAAGGUGCAACAGUACCGGCUAUCUACGAGUCACACAGUGAUUUUGGACACCAAAUACGGACAGGUGCGCGGACUCCAAAGGAAGACGGUCUAUGAUAAGGAGCCGUACUUUGCCUUCGAGGGUAUUCCAUACGCCAAGCCCCCCAUGGGUGACCUCCGAUUUAGGGCUCCUCAGCCACCGGAACCCUGGCAAGGAGUGCUCAACUGCACUAGCAAUAGAUCCAAGCCCAUGCAGAGGAACAUGCUUCUGGGAAUUGUCGAGGGCAGUGAAGAUUGUUUGCACCUAAACGUUUAUGUGAAAGUCCUGAAGUCGGAAAAACCGCUGCCCGUAAUUGUGUGGAUUUAUGGAGGUGGUUUCCAAAAGGGCGAGGCCUCCAGGGAUAUUUACAGUCCCGAUUACUUCAUGAAGCAAUCAGUGGUAUUCGUCUCUAUCAACUACAGGUUGGCAGCACUAGGUUUUCUCAGUCUAAAGGACCCGAAGUUGGAUGUUCCUGGAAAUGCGGGACUUAAGGACCAAGUAAUGGCUCUACGUUGGAUAAGCCAGAAUAUCGCCCACUUCAAUGGCGACCCGAACAACAUCACAUUGAUGGGAGAAAGUGCGGGAUCUGCUGCUGUCCACGUGAUGAUGACCACGGAGCAAACACGUGGUCUCUUCCACAAGGCCAUCAUGCAGUCGGGAUGUGCCCUCAGCGAAUGGAUGGAGAGUCCGGAUAACAAUUGGGCGUUCCGGUUGGCCCAGAACCUGGGCUACAAGGGCGACGAGAAGGACGCGGAUGUCCUAAGUUUUCUUAGUAAGGUUAGCGCUCGUCAGAUAGCGGCUGUUGAUCAGAACGUUAUCAGUCUAGAUGAGGUCCGGAGCUUCCUAUUAUUCGCCUUCGGUCCUGUGGUAGAACCUUACGAAACCGACCAUUGUGUGGUGCCCAAAAGACACAAAGAUCUGUUGCCCGGAGCUUGGGGCAACGACAUUCCCGUUAUUGUCGGAGGGAAUUCUUUCGAGGGCUUAUUUUCGUACCAAUUGGUUAGAAAUGAUCCUUGGGCCUUGAAAAACUUUCACAACAUCCUGCCAAGGGAGGUUAGAGAAACCAGCAGUCUGGAAGGGCAGGAUCUUCUUGUUCGGCGACUAAAGAAACUCUACUUCAACAACGAGAUGCAAGAAUCAAUGGAAAUGUUUGAGGCCCUAAAUAUAUUUUCGCAUCGCCAGAUUUGGCACGAUACGCAUCGCUUUAUUCUCGCCCGCCAGUCUUAUGGCCCCAAAACUCCUACCUAUCUAUACCGUUUCGAUUUCGAUUCCCCGCACUUCAAUCAAUUCCGGCGAUUGGUGUGCGGCGAUCGGAUUCGUGGAGUUGCCCAUGCGGAUGAAUUAUCGUACCUGUUCUACAACAUCAUAGCCUCCAAACUAGAUAAGUCGUCGAUGGAAUAUAAAACCAUAGAGAGAAUGGUGGGCAUGUGGACGUCGUUUGCCUCCAGUGGAAAUCCGAAUUGUCCAGAACUCGGGUCUACUAAAUGGGAACCCGUACAGCCGAUGGAAAGCGCCGUGGAGAAGUGCUUCAACAUCAGCCACGAUCUUGAAAUGCGAGAAUUGCCGGAGGCCGAAUGCCUGGCGGUGUGGGAUACAUUUUAUCCCAGAGAGUCUCUCUUCUAGUUCUCAAAUAUAAAUACAAGGUCAAGUGUAAAUGUUUUAUUCCUUAGUAUCGUUUGUAAAUUCCGCUUUAUCUUUUGUCUUGAUAAUGCAUAAAUACAUAUAGCUACUUGCUUUUGAUAAUAACAAAGACUUCCAUUUAAGACUUCUAAAAUAAUCACAAAUUAAUUGCUAAUUAUAAAUUUUGCACUUAUGUGCUUAUAGAUAAGGAAGUAUUUUGGUUGUAGGUCGUGCAUAUUUUUGAAAAGCACAUAUUUAUAAAUAGAAAUUAGAGAUUGGGUACUUAUUUUAAAGGUAUUUACCCCUUAUUUAUACAAUUAUUGACAGAAUUAAACUUUUUUUUAAGCUUACCAUUGAAAUAGAUUUGCAACUGGCAUUAAAUCUCAUUAUAAUCGGCAAACAUCGUUGAGUCAUUGCGAAGAUCAAGUUUAAGGUCAUUUAAUGGAAAACUACCUGGCAAGGCGAAUUGCUUUUUGCGUUGUGUGUAAUGUGUAUAAUCAUACAAACAAGUUUUAUUUAACUAGAUUAAACCAUAUAAAUAUUGAUUAAGCAAAAUCUAAAUAUAUAUCUAUAUAAAUCUAAAUAUAUAUUUUUUUAAAACCUAAUUUCCCAAUGUUUACCUGUUUCUCCUUUGCACUUCCACAAGCUGAGUAACGGGUAUCAGAUAGUCGGGUACAUCGACUAUAGCGACUCUCUGGAUUUUGAUAAAAGCAGGCUAAGGAGGGCUAAGCAGGCUAUUUGAACGACCAAUGAUAAUUAAAUUACAUAAUUCAUUAAAAUAAUUUUCAUUUUCCUUAUUGGCGAAACCCAGUUGUUAUUUAUUUACAAAGUGCACAAACAAA
Messenger RNA from Drosophila teissieri, 2628 nucleotides. RefSeq names its product esterase B1. The transcript has 3 exons. NCBI's taxonomy places the organism in Eukaryota, Metazoa, Arthropoda, Insecta, Diptera, Drosophilidae. The record is from RefSeq and is a predicted model, not a curated record. Bases 89 to 1789 code for a protein of 566 amino acids.